Amyelois transitella is the source of this 1002-nucleotide messenger RNA. Its product is annotated as pancreatic lipase-related protein 2. The transcript is spliced from 8 exons. The record is from RefSeq and is a predicted model, not a curated record. NCBI's taxonomy places the organism in Eukaryota, Metazoa, Arthropoda, Insecta, Lepidoptera, Pyralidae. Gene Ontology annotation, molecular function: lipase activity. The coding region runs from base 66 to 944 and encodes 292 amino acids.
GGCACCUGUUUGUGAUAUGUACUUAUUUAAAAGUAGGUGAUAAGAUAUUUGAUGUGAGCAUCAUCAUGAAGUCGUUAAGUGUGGCGGUCGUGUUUCUUGGAUUCGUUUGCGCUAUAAGUGCUGAAUCCAAAUAUAAUGCUGAUGUAGAUACACAAUACCAUCUGUUCACUAGACGAAACCCUACAGUGAGCCAGCCCCUACUCAACGGGAAUGCUGAUAUCCUGGUGGCCAGCAACUACGACCCUCGUCUGAGGACCGUAGUAUCCAUACACGGCUGGAAUGGAUUCGCUUUCGACGAUUACAACAGCGUCGUUGCACCUGCAAUCCUGGCAAGCGAUGAUGUGAAUCUUAUCAUUGUUGACUGGCACCAGGGCUCGCUUCUUGGGCUUGACGCACUUCUAGAAUCUGGUCUCAGCGUGGCUCGCUUUAUCAGCUGGCUCAAGUUCUUCACCGGCAGAGCAGCGGAAGACUUCCACUUGGUAGGCUUCAGCCUCGGAGCUCACCACGCAGGCAUCACCGGCAGAAAUGUCGAAGGAGGAGUUAGUUACAUCACUGCCUUAGAUCCUGCGGGUAUUUCGUUUACCAACGACACCCGGAUCCACCCUGACGAUGGCUUGUACACUGAAGCAAUAUUCACUAACGCUGGUGAAUUGGCCCACCUGGGUAACCUGGCCCAGGUUAACUUCUACCCUAAUGGCGGGAGGCACAUGCCAGGGUGUAACUUCGAUCCUUUAUGCAAUCAUUUCAGGGCCUACUUCUACUUCGCGGAGUCCAUAGUGUCGGGCGGGUUCACGGGCACCGAGUGCGAGGACCACCAGCAGGCCGUGGCGGAGAGCUGCGACCUGCCUGCCAGGCUGCAGAUGGGUGCGCGGCUGCCCAACUAUGGGGCCACCGGAACCUAUCACUUGAAAACGAAUGCUGGACCACCAUUUUCAAUCGAUUGAAUAAAGAAAAUAUUUUUUUAAGAAUUUUGUACUAAAUGAAAGCAUUUUUUAAUAACUU